Molecule: messenger RNA, 993 nt
Organism: Trypanosoma cruzi
Lineage: Eukaryota; Euglenozoa; Kinetoplastea; Trypanosomatida; Trypanosomatidae
Exons: 1
Coding region: 1-993 (330 amino acids)
Molecular function (GO): protein binding
Source: RefSeq, a predicted model, not a curated record
AUGACGCUGAAAUGCGCACUGAGGGCCUGGACAGCUCCCAUGGCGCAGGUGCGUCGUUCACAUGAUGGCAUUCGUGGGAUGGUAGCGAAAAGUCGUUUUCAUCGCGGUGAUCUGCUGAUUUGUGUGCCGCUUGCUCACUGCUACUUCCCACAUGCCUCACGUGACCCACACCGACUGCGGCGUUGGAACAGGUCCGCACUUUUCCCAGAAGCUCAGUUCUGGCUGCGGCAACUCUCCCCCGAUGCGCCCGACGCACGCGUCUCUCUCUGUGCCUCCGUCUCAACGGAAGACAACAAAGUAUUAACGCUUACCCUUUCGCCCGUUGAAGCCGCACUGGCUGUAUCGGUGGCUCUUCGGUACUUUUGGCGGAACGUUGUUUUAUUGAAGGACCGAGAGGGCAGUGGUAGACCCGCGUUGGGUCCUGCGAGGUUUCGUCCAGCGGAUCUGUAUCUCCAUUCUCUUCCCAUGGAGGAAUAUAUUUCGUACGGCUUAGAGGGGCCGUACUUUUCAAACGUCGAAGACGAGUCAAACGUCCACUCCAACAUUGAGCAAAUAGCAUGGAAUCUCCGGGAUUGCAUACUUUCACAUGCUCCUCAAGAAGAGUACACUUUCUACGAUGCGCGUCCAUCGGAAUUGGAUGCAACACUUCUUGCGGCGAUCUACGUUAUACGGGCACGUUUGUUGCGUAUGACCGCAUUUUUUGGAGAAGAUAAAGCUCCGGAUCGUGUAACAUCCGUCAUUGCGCCUAUUGUGGACUUUUUGAACCACAGUUCAACGGACUAUACGUGCGCUGCGUGUAUGAGCAUCCCUAAGCGUGCCGUUGUGGUUCGGGCAGUCAGGGACAUCGAUUUCGGAGAAGAGCUCACUCUUGACUACCGUGCUGCAGCCCGUCAGCGAAAGAAUAAGAGGCAAAAAACUUUGGGAAUAUCGGAUUUGGAAGAAGAGGAGGACGGGUGGGAGCCACGUUAUCUCUUUUCCGCAAAGGAUGCAUAA